AACAGUCACGACAGUCGAGUGCUGGAUUCCGAAGAAAGCGGUAGUGCUGUGUACACAUCAUUUGUACACGAGAUUUUUUGACAAGUUCAUUCAACAACAAAUCAAUUUUAUCUCACUCAGUGUUUCUUUUUUUUACGCCAAAUUUACACAAAGUGUUGCCACAUACAUCGCAGGUCCCCUACAGCAUCUUGAUGCCUCAAAAGGCAUCAAAAGUCACAAAAGCUGACAUGAUGUCGACGAAUUCUAUUGCCGUGACUGCGGCACAUCCUCGCCGCAAAGUGAGGGACUUCAACAGCUUAAUCACCUGUACCGUCUGCCAUGGUUACAUCAUAGAGGCUACCACAAUCACCGACUGUAUGCACACAUUUUGUCGUUCGUGCAUCCUGAAGCAAUUGGAGAAGACAAAUUUUUGCCCAACGUGCUCCCAUAAGCCGGUCACGGUGGCCAGCUUGCGCCCAGAUCGCAUCCUCAAGCAGCUAAUCUAUAAACUCGUGCCGGGACUGUAUCAGUCGGAAUGUCAGCGGGUGGCGGAGUUCCAUGGGGGCACCUUGGUGGGUAAACUCUCUGCCAAUCGACGGAGAUUUAGUGGCCUCAUGGGUAUACCGUCGCCCGAGGGAAAGGCCUCCGAUGAUGACAUCAAUCACAACAUCAGCGGCAAGAAUAGCGAUUCAGAGUAUACAGACGAUGCGGAUUUCUUCUAUCCCGAAGAACCAAUCAGCCUAUCAAUGGAGUACCAUCCAGAGGUUGUGGCAUCUCUGAACAACCAAAAAUCUACAAUUCCUCCAAUCCGGUACCUUCAGUGUCCCGCAGCUGUGACUGUUUGGCACCUUCAGAGGUUCAUUACGACAAAAUUUGACUUGAACCCAAGCACAAUGAUCGUUGAGAUUAUCUACGAGGAUGAGGUUUUGCCGCGAGAUUUUAGUCUCAUGGACGUGGCGUAUUGCUACAACUGGAAGAGGGUGGCCCCAAUGCGAUUUUACUAUCGUAUUUUUAUGCAAACACCCGAGAAGAGUGGGACAACCGAUAAAAAUAGAAAUUAUAUGACGGUGGUGGAUGAGAAGAAGAAGAAGGAAGUGUUGGCUGAGAAGAUGAGUGUGGAGAAGAAGAUUGAAGAUGCAAAGAAGUGCGCAGGGGCUACAAGUGGUGGAGUUAUGAGAACAUUUAUCGCAACUACGGAGACAAAGGUGCGGGAUGAGUUUGAAUUUGUCGAUGAGACAGCAGUGAAGAGUGAGAGUACGCAGUACAAUUCAAUUGCACGCCGUGCACAGGCCAAUGUGCGGGAUAAUUUGCCAAAUGUGCGCAUUGAGAAGAUGAAGCUGGAAGAUGGUGUGAAGACGGUUAAACUCACGAUGAUCAAUACUAAGACCGAACCAACAAAUUCGAAGCCCAAAUUUAAGAUUGAAUCAACGCAGGUGACUGACUUCAAGCGCCUACGGAGCAGUGAUAGUGAAUUCGGGGAAAUUAAGCCACCAAGUGGCAUUGAGGUGAAGUCAAAGAACAAGAGCGCCACGCAGUCGAGCAUGAAGCCCUUUGUGAAGGAAGAUGGUGGACGGCAGAAGAAGGGUCCGUCGCAUGUGAGCAAGAAGAGAGCUGUCGAUGAUGAUAGUCCAGAUGAGUUGUCGUGCUCAAAGAGUACCAAUAAAAAGUGCUACAUCAAUCGGAACAAGAAAUCACACGGAGAAAUGGAAAAUGGGGGGAUACGUCCACCAAAUUUGCCCACACUCAAGGUGGAUUUGACGAAUCUAAAGACCAAAAUAACCCUUCCCAAAGUUGAUAAAUCCCCACCGCCUGUGGUGAAGUCUCCACCACCAGUGAGGUUGGGAACGGAAAUUGAGGAGACAAGCCCAAACAAAUAUGAAUAUGUGAAAAAUAUUGGACUGCUGCCAAUAAGCGAUGUGUUAGAGGCUAAGCGCGCGAAACCAGAACAACCUGUACCACAACUAAAGGAGAAGAAGCGAAAAAAGAUGAAGCAUUCAAAGGAACCCAAUGAAAAGCGCCCUAAAAUUCAUGCUGAGAUGAUUCCCAAUGAAAAGGAGCCCAUAAAGUUGAAACUAAAAUUCACCAACAACAAACCCAUUCGGGAGGGCGGAAAGACUCCCAAUGGCACGGAGGAAUUCACAAAAAUCACCAUUCCUGUUCCCCCGAAACCCUCCUCAAAGGAUAAUGUGGCUGAAAUGCGAAAAGUCCGUCAUAAAUCCCAUUCAUCAGUUAACAGUGCUCUCAAUAAAACCCUUUCCACGGAAUCAAUGGCAAUUUCAUCACUUGUACGACGAAUGAGUGUUGAUCUACCACAGUUGCCGUACAAUGUACAGAAUACCAUGAAAACUCCACCACAGACACCUCUGAGAAGUCCCCCAAAGACUCCCCCACAGACUCCACCGCGAAAUCAAUCUAAAAGUCCUCCAGCUCCAAAAAUCACCCAACAACAACCAGCAUCAACUGAAAGUAACAAAUACAGCGCACCAGUAACGAAAGCUUCAACACCAAAAGCCUACCCUGGAUUAAUGUCUCCAAAGGCGACAGAUCGUGGGGCACGUUUUAACUUUCCACUUACUUCACCAACCUACAAUGCAAGGCCGGCUUCAUUUCCUCCAUAUCCAAUGCCAAUGCCUAGACCUAUGCCACUACCACCAAAGACAACCACAGCGACCUUCACAUCUGUAUCUAGUACAAAGCCACUGGUUAGUGUCCUAAAGAGAUCUUCAAGUGUCGAUGGAUGCUCAGUCAAUGUAAAACAACCACGCAUUGAGGAAAGUUAUCCAAGAACUCAAAACUCCAGCAUACCACCCCUAAAACGAACUUCAUCAUCUCCAGUAGCUUCUGUUUCCCCGCCAAAAUCUCCGGCGAAUUCAGACAAAGCUGCACCUUACUACACCUCAACCAUGGGUCCAGCCUAUACGCAUGAGAAUAACGUGAAGAAACCUCUACCAAUACUUCUUCCACCAUCUUCAAUUAGUGUGACGAAGAUGAGUGAUGUUCCACCCACAUCAGCAGCUCUUAUCGGUGACAAGAGACCUGCAGUUGAGAUUGUUCGCAUUAAUUCAAAUACACCGGCAAUUGAUCAGCAACAACAGAAAGUGGUGACAACAAAUCAAAAAGCAACAAGACCACCACCAGCAACAAUUCCACUUGUUAAGAUCAAGAAAUCCCUUGCAAAUACACCAUCUUUGGCACCAAAGCCCACAACAACGCCAACAACAACGUCUGCAGUUUCAAGCCCACAACUAACAGUGAACAAUAAUAAGGUUCCAACGCUUCACAUUUCACUUAAUAACACAAAGAGUCAAGUGAAACAGGAUAAAGAAGUGUCUGGACCACCAGUUUGUGACAACAUUGGAGCUCUAGAUCUGUCUGGGAAGUCAAGCAGAAGUCCAAGCUUGGAGAAGAGUCCAACGGCUCUAUCACCACCAACAGAAAAGACUCCCUUUGUAAAAUCCAGCAUUGAAAAGAAGACAAGUAGUGAGGCUGAAUCUAGAGAUACCAAAGCAACAGUGACAAACAAAUCUUGUCAGCUGCCAGUUCCCAAACUCAAUGAAAUCAGCAAAAUUAGACCACCAACAAGCACAACGGCAUUGAUGCGUCAACAAAACCCUUCAGUACGGAGCAUUCCAAACCCCUCGGCUUUGGCUUUUCGCAAUCAAGUUCUUCCAUUGUCAUCGGAGAGUAAUAAAUCCAAGGUGGAAGUUUCUAAGGCUACAACAGUUACAGCAUCUACGGCAGCAACAGCAGCCACAACAGCCAACUCCGCAACGACAACAUCUGCUGCGGAGACGUCAGCUAAAGAAGCAGCACAAAAGCCAAAUACAACGUUGACAACUAAGCUGGACCCAGUUGUUAGCACCAAGACUCCCAUUGUGAGUCACAAACAAUCGGGAAAGGGAGAUUCAUCUGAAGGUGUGGUGAGUACCAAGAAAAAUACAAUUGAACAGGUUGCUGCAACUCUUAGAGCUGCCGCUGGGGAUACUUCAACCAAGAUUACUAAACUUAACUAAAACAAUGAGAUAAUUGAGGGGUUUUUAAUAGCUGCUCAGUGAGAGACCAUCCAAAGUAUUUGAUAUUUUUCUUCAAAAGUCUUUUAUUUUGUUUAAAAGAUGAAUUCAGAAGUUUAAUGAUUAUUAUUUAAAUUGAAAUUUAAAGAUUUUUAAAUCUUUCUGAGAUAAAUACAAAAAUUAAAUGGAGUUUAUUCUCCAAAAAUUUGCGAAAAAAAAUUGAAUUAAAAAAGAAAACGUUCAUUUUCGAUUAAUCGGAUUAAUCUCAGAGAACUUUAAGGAAUUACCUGUAAGGUUUAUCGCUUAAUCGUUGUUUAAAACUUCCAAGAAAAAUAUGAAAAAACUUUUGAAAAGGAAUACUAAAAUUCGCUGAAGUUAAAGGAACAUUAAUUCGUUUAAAAGGUGUAAAAUUUAUCGAUUAAACUCAGUCAGCAAUGAAUCGAUUAAUCAUCGGAUCUGAUGACUAUCUUUAUUUUUAUUUUGAAAAGAAGUUUUAAUUGAUAAAAAUAAAAAUAUUCUAAUAUUUUUUAACCCUCAUCUAAGAGUUUGGGGUUAAUAAAUCCUUUUCCCUUUCUCACUGGGUAGUUUAUGAAAUAUUAAAUCAUAAUAUUUUAGACAAAAGGGUGAGCUCAUCCCCUUUAAUUCUAGAAGAAAAGCAUAAAAUCCAAUAUUAUACUCGCUGUUUUUUCUCUAAAUAUUGCAAACAUUCUUUCGAUAUUUUAGAGUUUUUGUGUCAGGUUAACCGAAAGGUUAAAAAAAUCCAAAAUAGAUCCCUUUAUGCAACAAUAAAGCAUGAAAUAGUGAAUAAUAAAAACUUAGAACAAUGCGUAGAGAUAUUUAUUGAUAAAGAAAAGUAAAAAAAAAAACAGAACUUCUCAACUAAAAAAAAGAAGUAAAUUGUAUAAUCAAACACAGACCUCAGUAAUUAAGAUUGAAUACUGUAAUGGAUCUUUACCUACAUAUUAUAUGGAAUGGACUUUUUCUUUGAGCACUGUAGCGAAAGAAAAUAACAAGAGGUGGUUGUAAUUGAGAUGCAGCCAAGGAGGAAUUUUUUUUGUAUAUAUAAUCCACUAAAUUAUUGGCUAUUGUAUUUUAAUUUAAGACCAGCAGGGGAGGAGGAAAAGAAGGGACAUACAUAAGAGAAAAUGAAAAGAAGAAAAAAAAAGGUGAAAUUGGUAGCAUAGUAUGUUGUGAAUUGCAUAGUAUGUUGUGAAUUGCAUAAAUAUGAGUUGAAUUUGAGAGGGAGAGAAAUUGAAUGAAAAUAAAAAGUGAGGUAUUGAAUGCUUCUGAAUUUAUAAAUACCUGUCCCAAUUGGACAUUUUGCUGGCUAAUUAUACAUCAUGCAACUAUUUGCUGUCGCCACAUGGGCAUAAUGUAUGUAGCUUAAAAUAUGUACAAAAAGGUAUAUCUGUGUGGCGCGUAGUGAGAGAAAAAGCGCCAAUAAUGUGGUGGAAGGCACACAAAACCCGCAGAGUUGUCGUGUCUCCUCUGUGUGUCAAUUUAAGCGGGACAGUCGCGAGUGAAAUGUCGUCGUUGUAUGUCAACACGUAAUGAAUGAAUUCAAUUCACCGUCAUACGGUUUGUGCUAAAUUUAAUUUUAUAUACAUUACAUACCUAUAACCAUAAACCUCCUCCAUGUAAUACCCAGAAGAAAAAAAAACUUCACCGUACAUAGGAGGUUGCUCUCAAUGAGAUUUUUCUUUCGAAAGAAAAAAAACGACAACGACGACCCACAACUCUGAUAUGGGUUAUAAAAUGUGUGCGUUGCUUUGUAAAGAAAAACCCUUUAAAUUAAUUACCCUUAUCACCAUUAAAUUGGACAUUUUGUAGUGAGAAGGAUAUUUAAACUGAAAAAAAGUCCCUUUUAGUAGAUUGAUGAGAGAGGCUCUCCCUUUGCACAUUAAGACGACCCAUUCACCUUAUUUAUUAAAAAAAUCUUUCUUUGCUUUUUUUAGUGCAAUAAUAUCAGGAAUAAGAGAGAAAGAUGAAGAAAAAAAAAUGUAUAACAUCGUGAUUAGAGUUAGUAGUUGCGUACCUUUUGGAAUUCCACAAUUAUGUGUGUUUGUGUGCAGGAAGUGGUGAGAAAUUUACAAAAUGCCAUCACUUGCGGGUUUUUCAAGUAUUUUUGACACGAAGUUAAUGACUUGGAAAUGAACCCAUUUUAAGAAUUGCCAUCAUGCUGUGAAAAUGUGAAUUCGCAUGGUUUAUAUUUUGCAAAAUCUCUUUGACUUAUGCGCGUGACACUCUUUUUGUAGCAAAAAACUUUAUUAUGUACACCUAUCAGUUCCGUUAAAAUUACAUUGUGUUUCGAUGGAACUAAUUUGUGUGAAGGGGGAAAUUAUUUGAAAGCAUAUUUCCGCUAUUUGGAAAUUUUUAUUCUUGUGCGAAGAACUAAGAAAAGUCAUUCAGCGUGAAGGAGGAAUUUAAAAAUUUUUAAGCUUAUAAAGUUUUGGGUAAGAAAUAUACUUGAAUAGCCCUGCCUUCUUUGAAAACAUUUGAAAAUCAAAAUCAUAAAUUUUUUGCUUACACUGUGCCUCCACAUUUUUAGCUCAAAAAUCACCCUCAAAAUCAAAUGGGGACGCCUGGUGUUUCCUAAGACCUCAGUAAUAACAUUAAAUGCUCGCUAACUCUCUUCCAAACUACCGAGAAAAUAAAAAUUCAAAAUGGCGAUAAUCCUACAAAUUACUCUAAAAGAAAAACCAGAAAGAAAAAUUAUCUAAAAGAACAUGUCAAAAGAUCAAAGUGCUGAGACACUAAAUGAUUUUCCAAAUAUAGCCGGUUAGAGCAUUAAUUAAUUUUCCAAAAGUUCUCUGUGCGAGUUUUACAAAACACGCGCAUUUUAAUUCCCCCUCUCUCUUCCUUUCAAAAUCCAGAAUAAUCUUAAUUGUUUUUUUUUUCUAAAAAUGCCCUUCUUUUGAUAAACUUUUACUAUACUCACAAACUAAUUCACUUCUAAGUGUCCCCCCCCCCCUACCCCGGAAACAUGGGAAGAAUGUUGUUUCGCAUCGUUGGGCGUUCUUAAGGAGAAGGCAUUUGGAGUGAUUUUAUUUUAUUUGAAAGAAAGAAAAAAAAAACGAAACAUUUGUGUGCCUCUCUUGAACCUCUAUUUAGCAUGUUUUCGAUGCUAUAAACAUCUCCGCAACAUCACAUUGCUAUACGUCGAGGCACGGUGGGAAGAUUCAUUUCCAAUUUGUUGGAGGGAAUUUACACGUCAGCAAUUAAGCUCUGAAAUGACGCCCAAGCAUUUAGGAAGUUUUUGGGACAGGAAACGAUGGAGACGCCGGGUGGGGUGGAAAAGCAAACAUAUAAAAGGAAAUAAAAAGAACGCGCAAUAAAGGGUAGUUUGGGAUUGAACGUUUCUUGGGAUUUGUUGGCAAUUUGUCGUAUGUACGGAUUUUCCUAUCGAAUUGCGGGGGUGACAGCCACCCCCAAAUCACCCCUGGGGCAGCAUUUGGGACAAUUUGCAGCGUAUCACGCGCGAUGAUGUAUCAAAAAGCCCAAAAAUCGCAUCAUCCCCGUUUUUUAUUGAUUUUAUUCGCGCCACAUCAACAAUUUAUUCCUCCUGUGGCGUUUCACUUUAAUAAUUAUAUGCGGCGUGUAUGGCGAAGAGCGGAAUAAAAGGGCCACCGAGAGGCUAUGGAUGGAGGAGAAACGAAAAAUGAUAAAUUAUCGUUGUUUGUUACCUUCUCUCUUCCACCGACACGCCACACACACACGGGGCCAAUUUUAUCGGUUUCGUGACCAACACUCGGGCUUCUCAAUCAUAAAUCUCGCCAACAUCUUCGCGCGCGGCGUCUUCCCUUCGUGCGCCCCCAAAAGACGAUAUAUGUACAAUAGUAGUGAGAGAGGAGGUGGGAAAAAAGACGAUAAUGAUGUCCGGAGGAGAAUCUUCUGGAUGGGGGAGAGAGCGAAAAAAUAAGAAAUCAGUGCUGAUGCUUGUGAAGAGGGUAAGAAAGGAAGAAGAAGGAAAAAAAGAGAUCAUUUCGUGGGUGUCCGCUUUUUCAGUGUGAGGCGGAAGAUUGCUUUAUGUGUCGUUCCUCUGACAUUUUAUUCCAAUUCCUCCUUCACCGUGUUCUUCGCCCAAAGAGACAUGACGAUGCAUUCUUUUUUUUGUUGUUGUUACCAGUCUGUUUCUCAACGCCACCCCCCACACACAAAUCCUACACAUAAAAGCGUUCCCUUUGCACAAACCCCCAACCAUGCCCGUCAAUUUAUUUCACUCCAAUCACAAUAUUCAAUCAAUUAAUUCUUAAAAAGUGAGAUGAUUUAGGGGAUUUUUCUUUCACUUCUUUGUUUUUUUUCUCCUAUUAAAAUAGAACAUUAUUUUUCAUGAUUUUCAGUUUCUUAAUUUGAUCGAAUUUUGAGGAAUUUGUCUUUCUUAAACGCUUCUUGAAUGCUCUUAAUGGCAUAAGGAAAAAAAUUGAGAAAAGUCUCUAAAUUUAAAAUUUUUUAAAAAGUUUUCAAUAUUAAUUUUUAGCUAUACAUAUAAUUAAAUUUAAGGAAUGAGAAACAUUUACAUAUUCACUCAAUUUUUUUUAAAGUACUUUAAGAAUUUCUGUUCAAUGUGGAGGCGCAAUCUAAGCGAUAAAUCAAUUAAUAUUACCAAACAGGCGCCUCCAUAUUAAUUUCUCAUGAAAUGAGCCAAAUGAUUUAGGAUUUAAUUAGUCUUCUCAAUUUUUAGUCCCCUUACAUUUUAUUCUAAAUAAAAGCAUUAAAAAUACCAGGCGUCUCCAUCUUGGCAUUUAAUCAGUUUUAUGAAUAAAAAGUUCUGACGGCGUCAAUUUUUCAUAAAAAGGUAAAAAAAAAAAUGAAUUUUCCUUACAAAUUAAAUGAAGCUUCACAAGUUAGCUGUGUUUCUUUCAGACACAGCUUUUUUUUAGAUUGAACCAUAAAGCUCUCUUACGAGGCUCUCAGUUUAAUUUACUUCAUUCUGAAAAUCCAACAAAAUUCUGCCACAUUUUAAUCAUUGCGAUUUACAUCACAGAAGAAAAGAAACUUCUGAAUCACAAUUAAUCUUUAAAGUUUAUUUUCUUACACAUCUCCAGCGAACUUCUGGGGAAAAUGUUCUCUGUGAAAUCCCUGAAUCAUUGAGCCAAUAUUACAUUACAUAUGUAUAAGGAAGCACAUAAGGCAAUUUAGUGUUUGCAAUAUCUCACUUCCCAACAAACACCUUGCAACUUUAACUUUGGAAACUCUGAAGCAACGUUGCAAGAGAGUUUACUUCUUAGUUGCUAAAGUUGCGAAUAUGGUUGCAUGGAAAACGAUGCAGUAUACUUUAUCGCGAUGUUGCCAAAGUUGCAAGAUUUUCUUUAUUAUUUCAAUAACUUGAAAAAUUUAAGUGUUUUUGCAUUCUAAAGUCUUUUCUACAACUUCUCAAAGAAUAAUUUACCUAAAAACACACUAAAAUCUGAAUUUUAAGCAAAAUAAUUAACUUUGAAAAAAUCACCUUAAAAAUAGUUGCAGGAAAGUAUAUAUCAACGUUGCGCUAGUUGCAAUAAAAAUUCGAAAGAGAACAAAUUUUCCUUGAAAUUUAAGUUUAUUUGGACUCUAAAUGAGUUUUAUGCAUUACUUAUCCCUAAAAUAAUUAUUUUUUAUUGAUAAUUUAUCAAAAAUUGUUAAAUUUAUUAAAUAUAAUUUAUUUAGUUGCUUAAACGUUGCAUCAGGGUAUGCCGGCGCAACCCAAGCACGUUUUGUGCCUAUGUUGCGCCUUUCACCGCAAGAGGCGCGUCUAUCGCGAGAAAUAACCCAAAACAGACAGAGAGCGGAAUAGAAAAAAAAAUGAGUCUGUCUCUUUCAUUUAUGUUUACAAACAGCAAAACUAGCGCCGCCCUGGUGGGUUGCUACCGAAUCAUUUUACAACGUUGUUGCAAAGGUUGCUGCAUCGUUGCCUCAGAGUUGCAAAAAAUGUCUAACAUGGCCGACGGCAUAAAAAAGUUGAUUUUUAUUUCAUUAUUCCGAGCAAUUGGGAGCCCAAAAUGAUGUGGGAAGGCUUUCUUAGGGAUAGUUGGGUGCAUUACUUGUGUUUAAAUAAUUAAUUAAAAAAAAUUAAAUUUUUGACCCCUAAAAAAAUUAUUUUUUGGUUAAAAAAAUUAAGAAAAUUGAGAUGGGAGCAUCAUUUAAGUUCCUUUGAGGCGAUUUCAUGACGGUAGAACCGCAUGGCAUAUAUUUUUUCAUUUGGAAAAAAUCUAAAAACUCUAUUAUUAAAUAAUAUAAAUUAUCCAUUAGAGUUUGUCAUUUAUUAUGAUGGGAAUAUGGACGCCAUAUGAUUAUUAUGAGUGUGUACCAUAUUUCCCUCCAUUUAUGACAGCGGAAUGUUUUGAAAUAUUUUUUGAAACAUUUUUGUUUCAAAAAAUUUUAGUUGCGAGAUGGUAUACGGGAAAGGAUAUUUCAGAGUUUUGCAACGUUGAGAUUACUAGUUGCGGCAACGCAGAUAUCUAUUGACCAUCUACUUCGAGGCAACGCAGAUAUAUACCGUUAAGCAUGGUUGCAUUGUAGUAAAUGUAACUCCGCGCAACGUUUAGGCAACUAUCAAUGGUUUGUUGGGAAUUGUGUUUAGUUGUGGGACAAGUUCUCCAUUUCUAAAAUGUGUCUUUGUCCCUAAAAUAAUGUACGCGCGCACAACCACACGGAAUUCCAUUUGGACUACGAGGCGAGGAGUUUUAUGAUAAAUUUCUUGUGUAAUUACCCACGCAUGUGAAAAAGUACAUAUAUAUGAGAGAAGGAAUGAUUAACAAUAGCUGUGGCAUUUUUGUAGGAGGAGGUGGACAAAUAUAUAAAUAUUUGUUUAUGUCACAGCAGUUAAAAUGAUAAUUAAAAUAGGCGAUAUUUGUGUUGAAAUAAAUGUAUAUUGAGGAAUGCAAA
This is a messenger RNA of Lutzomyia longipalpis, 10850 nucleotides long. RefSeq names its product protein suppressor 2 of zeste (gene Su(z)2). Gene Ontology annotation, cellular component: PRC1 complex. Lineage: Eukaryota; Metazoa; Arthropoda; Insecta; Diptera; Psychodidae. Gene Ontology annotation, molecular function: promoter-specific chromatin binding. The coding region runs from base 192 to 3992 and encodes 1266 amino acids. The record is from RefSeq and is a predicted model, not a curated record. Gene Ontology annotation, biological process: negative regulation of transcription by RNA polymerase II. The transcript has 5 exons.